GCGGGGGAGAGAAGAUCUUGUGCAACCGUUUAAAGCGUAUGGAAGUUCGAUUUUGGUGAAAGGUCGGUGAAUUUUGCAUGAAAUGCUUCGUUCGCCCGGUACAAUAACGAGAGAAGGUGUUCGAGAAGUGAUACACGAUCUGUUGAGUCACAUUUUGGUAAAAAACGGUUUCAAUUUUGAAAGAUUCGAGCCAAAUCCUAGCCCUGAUAUAAACCAAGUCCAUGUGCGCCGCACAGUAGAUGCAUUGAUCGAUGACUCGAGCGAACUUUUCACAAAUUUGGGCGACCAACUGCACAUGACAUCGGAGAAUAUUCAAGUGAUAUUUCUGGGGAUUUCAGAUGAGAUUUUUGUAACAGGAAUAAACUGGGGGCGAAUCGUUGCCUUUUUGGCCUUCGGUGGAUCUGUUGCCGUACAUUGUGCUAAUAAUUCGCAACUUUGGCCAUUUCUGGACGAUAUACCCGAAUGGAUGACCGAAUAUGUGGAAACAAACUUACGAGAUUGGAUCGAAGCCCAUGGAAGCUGGGUACGUAUCAGCAAUAAUAUGCGAACAAUAUGUGCUAUAUGUCAUAGGGUUCUUUAAUAUAAGAUUUGUAACACUUAAAUGACUUAAUAAAUGUGAGAUGUAUAACAGCAACAGGGUUAUAUGCUUGAACGGGGUAAUAGUAAGACAACUUUGAUACUAUCAGGGAAGCAAGUGCCUGAAAUAUUCAAGCGGAACUUCCAGAUGUUUCGAGCGAAGGUAUAUCAUUUUUUUCAAGUAGUUGCAUUCUUAUCAAUUCAAAGUUUUCUUGGCAAGGGUUAUAUAGUAUUUUUUGAGCUGUUUUAAGUCACUGUAAUAAAUUCUUGAACGAACUAGUAUUUCAACAGCAAUUUAACGCGAAAUUUGAAUCAAUUCACGGAGCAUUUUGAUGUAAGGAAAACGAGUUUUAAAGCAACAUUAAUUUAAAGGGAGCUUAGUGUGUGAUAUUUGUUUACAAUACGACUGCAAAAUGUAAAUGUCAAUAAUGGGAAAUAUUUUAGAAGUUUGGCUCCUACAGUGAAUAUCUGUCAUAGAAGUUCGAGUUAAAGCAAACCAAUAAGCAUUUUUUUGCGUGCGUUUUAGCACGAAUUUUAUAGAAUAUGAAUAACAAUAUGCAAAUAUAUAGGAAAUACAAUAUAUAUUCGCCCAUAUUUUCGAUGCUUUCUGGUGGACCGGUGGCCAAAAAUUUAAAUAUGUCAUUCCUAAAAUAUAUCGAGCAUUUUUUAAUAAAAUUGAUUUGGUUGUGAUAUUUAAUACCCUUGUUCUCCCGGAGGUUUAUUUUCAUCGCAUAUGUUACUGUAAAUAUUCAAUUAAAUUGAAUUGCAAUUAUGAAGGGUAUAUUUUGAGGUUAUAAUAAAAGCUGCAAUUUAAAGAAGGAAGUUAUGUUACUGUAAAUAAUUCACUUUCAAUAUUGUUGAAGUAUUUUGAUAUAGGUUUUUGACUUUUCAAAACCUAAUAAGGAUAUAAGCUUUUAACACCUAUAUUGUAAUUCCUGGAGGUGGGAUAAGGGUCAUCCCCUAUUCAUCCAUACAAAAGGAAACCUGAAUACUGGAUAGCUUUAUCAGUUCUAAACUGUUCUCCCUAGAGGUCCAGUAAGGGCCUGUUUGUAUGAUCCCGCCUAGGCGAGUUUCCCAUCCAGGCGGGAUAGUGUGUUUAUAUGGGCAGAAUAUAUUGCCGGGAUGAAGCCAUUUAAGUGCUUGAUGUCAUAUUUUUUGCAGAAAAGGCAUUUACGCAUGCUCAAGGGAAAAGUACAGGCGGGAUGAAAUGUUUAUAUGGGAAAAUGUUUAUAUGGGCAUCUGUUGCCAAGAUCCCGUCUAGGCGGGAUAAUUUUAAGUGGCGGGAUCAUAUAAACACUCAUUAUUAGAAUUUGUAAACCUAAACUAACUUUAUUUAUACUGGAUAGCUCUAUCAAGGAUUACCUCUUAUUGAACCAGUGUAACCCCAGUCAUAAAAUACGUCCCUAAUGUGUAGAAUGCUAAGACUUGAUAAACUUAACAAACUUGUUACUCCUCACUGAUUACAUUUAUCCAUUAUAGGCUGGAUUUGUGACUUUCUUUAAACAACCUGGAGCAGAUAAUUUCUUCCCUAACGAACUUGACUUUAAAAACUGGAGUCUAUUUGCCCUCGCUGGCUUCAGCAUCGGAGCUCUGCUAAUGUUUGCCUCCAAGCAAAUACAAUGAGUCGUUCGGUUACCUGGAAACACAUGGUUAUUUAUCCAAGAUCUAAGUCUUAUUGCUUCACACAACAAAAACCUCAAUCCGUUGUGGGGUAAUAUAUUUUCAUCAGGUCAUUUCCAUUGAAGAUUUGUAGCAUGUGUUUGCAGCAAAAUAAACAGGUAGUCAUGCAAACCAAAAGUCAGUCGGUAACUUUGUUUUAAAGGUUUGGCGUUGUGUUGUCUUCGAGGAAGACUUUGUUCAUAUUAUGUUCUAAGUAAGCCUUUUUUCAAGGCAGGAAAAUACUUGAGGUGUCAUGGUAUAGCCGGCUGUAUUAGAGGGUUUGGCCACAGAGUAGAUACAUACAGAGUUGUAACUAGUGUACCCACUUUUUUUGUGUGCAUGCUCGGUAGGUUACUAGAGGCAUGCAUCCCCAUUCGAUGGCGGCUCGCUUUUACUGCUUGCGGAACUUGCCGAGCACGAGCAGUUGAUUUUUUUGCCCAGCCGCCUGUCAAAAAAGUGAGUACAUGAAAAUGUAAGUUCCCACAGUGUUUACGACAGCCUGUUACAACUCUGUAUGUACCUACUCUGUGGUUUGGGUAAUGAGAGAUACCUACACAGAGUAGCCCUCUAAUACUGGCAGCUAUGCACUGCUACAUCUUGGGGCGAGGGAUAAGCAGUUUUAUGGAUAUAUUAGCCAUUCUGAAGUUGAUGAGAUGCCUGGGGACAAGUGUUAAAAAGUGCCCAAAUUAAGAAAUGAACCAAGUAUACAAAGUUUGAAGACGUUCACAUGAAUACCCUUCAAAUAAUAAGCUUUCGAAAAUUGCGAUGUUUACUAUGAAAUGUACUGUAAUUUUUGUUUUGGGGGACGCACAUCCCAAAUCAGUAAUUUCAUCAUUUUCGAAAGCUUAUUAUUCGAAGGUAUUCAUGUAAACAUCUUCAAACUUUGUAUACUGACUAAUUUCAAGGUGGUCGUUUUAGUGAUUUGGUUCAUUCCCUAAUUUGAGCACUUUUUAACACUCGUCCCCAGUCCACUCAUCAACUUCGGAAUGGCUAAUUUAGGUUUUGUUUUUGAAACCAUGUUUUCUGAUUCAAUGUCCACCUUUGGAGAAUGUUUCUAGGGAAAAAAUUCCUAGUUUGCACACUUUGUGAACAUGGGUAUAGGAAAAAAUACUAUAUACUAUAUACGUUAGGACUAAAUUGAUAGACUUGGCCACGCAUCUCAGAUCAAUUUGGAUAGUUUUUGUAAACUAUAUAAGUUUGUUCUCUAUGGAAAUACGAGAGCUUGUAGCAGUUAUCAGAUUCAUUACAUCCAAACCAAUUUGUGAUCUGUGGUCAGUUUAUGACGUAUGCACACAUGCAGAUAUAUAGUUACUACUAGUUAGACAAGUUUAUAUUAUGUUAGGUAGAUAUUGGGUUUUAGCAACAAUUGAAUAUAGGUGCUUUUCAUUGAAGUGUUUUACAUAUUACACACAUAAAAAUCUCACAUCUUGUAGCAAGUCUGCCAACAAGCCGUCAACAAGUUGUGUUCGUACUGUUUGUCCCAAGUUGUCAACAAGUUUGAAACAAGCUGUUACCAACUUCUAGCAGCCUUGUUGAUAUUAUCGGACUUGUUGCAAGGUUGUUGCAACUGUAAGUCCGAUGCAGUCGUGACAUAACAAUAUUGUUACAACCUUGUGGGAUCAUGCAAGCUUGUAACAUUCUUGUUAUAUCAUGAUUGUAUUAGACUUGUUAAAACAACCUUGGAAUGCUGUCAAGCUUGUGAGAAGUUAUUAACAGUUUGUUCCAAACUUGUUACAGAAAAAGUGCAAAGGUGAGCAUUUUUUAAUGUAUGACAUCAUCAAAUAAUAUUCUCUACCGUGGUAAAGACACAUUGAGUAUUCAGAAGAUUUUAAGCAUAUAAUAUGAAAAAUACAGUUGAGGCAUUUAUGAACUGUGUUGACAAAUACUCAUUGUGACAUACUGUUUCUAUAAAAUCAAAACUACUCUUUGUUAGGGCAUGCCCCUACUUCGCCAGUCCUUGCAAAUGGUAGUUAUCACUCUGAUUAAGAUAAGUGAUUAUUUUAAAGAGUUGAUGCAUUAUCACCUAUAUUGAAAUUCACUUCACUGAAAUUCACCUAUAUUGGUUGUAUUGUGGAAUAAAUAUUCUUUUUUGGCUGUUAAGUUUACUUAAUUAUUAAAAUAGAGUAUUUAAUUCAGAUUUGAUUAUAGGCAUUUAUAAGUUGUGUUCUCUGUGGGUGGUUUUGUUAAUAUUUCAAAGGGUUAUAUUAAAUCGAUUAUUAGUGCUAAUAUUGGUCUGUUUUGUGUAGCUUAUUUGACGAUUGUUAAAAUAUGACUGUGCUGCUGCAACGGAAUCGCAGGUUCGAUUCCUGCGAAAGGGCCCGAUAGUUGCAUUUUUCGCAACUGCUAUUAGG
This is a messenger RNA of Paramuricea clavata, 4586 nucleotides long. Lineage: Eukaryota; Metazoa; Cnidaria; Anthozoa; Malacalcyonacea; Plexauridae. The record is from the annotation of a GenBank genome assembly.